CGCGGGCCGCGCCCCCCUUUCUGCCCCAUCUCUCCGCCGCCGGCAGGAUGCCCCGCUAUGAGCUGGCUUUGAUCCUGAAAGCCAUGCAGAGGAGCCGACAGUUAUGAGAGAGUGAGCAGAUUCUAUUCCGGUUUAUGCAUCAACAGAGCUGAUGAACGAGCUAGGGGAAAAAACACAACUUGAUUCUUUUAGGACCAUGCUGAUAUUUGCAGACCUGAUGGGGUUGGUACAGUAGGCCUCACUAGACUUAGCUGCAGCUAAGAAUUUCUCCUACAUCAACAGAGUUAAUGCUGAUGCUCUUGUGGAAAGUCGAUUAAAAGUGCGUGCUAAGUUCUCAAAUUUCCAUUUAAGAAGCGGAGAAAAUAAAUCUGUCUUCUCAAAGUGUACUACAACCACCACCAUCAAGACAGCAAACCAAGGGACAAAGAAUUUGAUCUGCAGUAUUGAUAAAUGUAAACUGGUUCACAUAUUACUCUAAAGACUUCUUGGGGGGUGAAAAUUGGACAUCGGCAGUCGCAAGUCAUUUUGUUUAUAAAAAUGAGGGCUUCUUUGGAAACAGCAGACAUUGCCAUUGUGACACUGUACUUUGUGCUUGUACUGUGCAUAGGCUUUUUUGCCAUGUGGAAAUACAAUCGAAGCACCGUAAGUGGCUACUUCUUGGCAGGCCGUUCUAUGACAUGGGUAGCUAUUGGUGCAUCCUUAUUUGUGAGCAAUAUUGGGAGCGAACAUUUCAUUGGGCUCGCAGGAUCUGGAGCAGCAAGUGGAUUUGCAGUAGGUGCGUGGGAGUUCAACGCCUUAAUGCUUUUACAGCUUUUAGGAUGGGUUUUCAUCCCAGUCUACAUACGGUCAGGAGUAUAUACCAUGCCUGAAUACUUGUCCAAACGUUUUGGAGGACAUAGAAUUCAAAUAUAUUUUGCUGCGUUGUCUUUGAUUCUUUAUAUCUUCACCAAACUUUCUGUUGAUUUGUAUUCAGGUGCACUCUUUAUUCAAGAAUCUUUAGGUUGGAACCUUUAUUUGUCAGUUAUCCUGCUUAUUGGAAUGACUGCUUUGUUGACUGUGACUGGCGGUCUCGUGGCUGUCAUCUACACGGACACUCUUCAAGCUUUGCUUAUGAUUAUUGGUGCCCUCACACUCAUGAUCAUAAGUAUGAUGGAGGUUGGUGGGUUUGAAGAAGUUAAAAGGAGGUAUAUGUUGGCAACACCAAAUAUUACGUCAAUCUUGUUGACCUACAAUCUUUCCAAUACCAACUCUUGUCAUGUCCAGCCAAAGCCUGAUGCUCUUAAAAUGUUGCGUGAGCCAACUGACGAAGAUGUUCCCUGGCCUGGAUUUCUGUUUGGGCAGACCCCAGCUUCUGUAUGGUACUGGUGUGCUGACCAAGUCAUAGUUCAGAGGGUUUUAGCUGCAAAAAAUAUUGCUCAUGCCAAAGGAUCCACACUAAUGGCAGGUUUUUUAAAGCUGUUGCCUAUGUUUAUUAUAGUUAUCCCAGGGAUGAUUUCACGUAUACUGUUUGCAGAUGAGAUUGCCUGCAUCAAUCCUGAACACUGCAUGCAAGUCUGUGGAAGCAGAGCUGGAUGCUCUAACAUUGCCUAUCCACGUUUGGUGAUGAAACUUGUACCAGUUGGUCUGCGGGGACUCAUGAUGGCUGUAAUGAUUGCUGCACUAAUGAGUGACUUGGACUCUAUAUUUAACAGUGCCAGCACUAUAUUUACACUUGAUGUCUACAAACUCAUACGCAAGAGUGCCCCAUCUAGAGAAUUAAUGAUUGUAGGAAGAGUGUUUGUUGCUUUCAUGGUAAUUAUAAGCAUUGCUUGGGUUCCAAUAAUCGUGGAAAUGCAAGGAGGCCAGAUGUAUCUCUAUAUACAAGAGGUAGCAGAUUAUUUGACUCCACCAGUGGCUGCGCUGUUUCUGUUGGGUAUAUUUUGGAAGCGUUGCAACGAACAAGGGGCAUUCUAUGGUGGAAUGGUUGGGUUUGUUCUUGGAUCUACAAGGCUGAUAUUGGCAUUUAUUUAUCGUGUCCCUGAGUGUAACCAGCCUGAUACUAGGCCAGGCUUCAUCAAAAAUAUCCACUAUAUGUAUAUUGCUACUGCUCUGUUUUGGAUCACUGGAAUUGUGACUAUUACAGUAAGCCUCUUUACACCACCACCAACAAAGGAACAGAUUCGAACAACCACUUUCUGGUCUCUAAAAAUCAGGCCUGUAAAAGAAAAUGCUUCAAAAGGGGAUCCAUAUAAGGUACAAGAAAAAAACAUCUUGAAAUGUAAUGAAAAUGCCAAUCAUAUCCUGCCAAAUGGCAAAUCUGAAGAAAAUAUUAAAAAUAUUAAGCCUGAGGAUAUAAAUCUUCUAGUUACUUGCAGAGAAGACAGCAACCCAGUGAUUUCUGUAAGUCACUCUGAAGUUGAGACACCAGUUGAUUGUUAUUCCAAUGGACAAGUGGCUCUCAUGGGUGAGAAAAAGCGUGAGGAAGAGACUGAUGAUCGAGAUAAACAUUGGAAAUUCAUAGAUUGGUUCUGUGGCUUUAGAAGUAGAAACAUGAAUGAAAGAGCCAUCCAAGAUACGGAGGAAGAGACUCUCUGUUUACAAAUGUUGGAAGAGACUCCAAAAGUUAAACUUUUACUAAAUAUUGGACUGUUUUGUGUCUGUUCACUUGGAAUAUUCAUGUUUGUCUAUUUCUCUUUGUGAGUGGUGAAGCUUUAAGGGUAUGGCUAAACAUACAGAAGCUGAAACAAGUCUCUCUGGAGAAUUUUUAAAAAUAUACAUAACUUGCAUCUCAGGCAUUGUUUACGCUAUAUUGUAAAAUCAACUUGUCAGACAAUUUAAAGAUCAUUUGAGAUGUGUAUUAUAUUUCCUCUGUUUAAAUAAGGAAGAAUAUGUUUUUUAGUGCAGUGUUGCAAGCUGUGUGUGUGUACACCAAAGAAAAAGGAGGUGGCUGUUUUUAAGGAAGAACAUUAAGGUGCUCAGUCCAAUAUUAAAGUGUGUGGGGGGGGAAAUUAAGUGUAGAAUUGGUAUAAUCAAGGCUGUCAAUCUAAAUUUAAAGAUACCCCUACAUAGUUUAUCCUCUAUCAUACUUGUACUAACUUGACCAACAUGUUGCUGCUUAAUUUUGCUUGCAGCUUUUCACUUUUUAAAAACUAUGUAUAAAAAAUGUGUGGUGUUUAAAUCCCACAAUUCAUUUAUACUCAACAAAAAGACAGCAUUUUGAAUGCCCUUAACUCCUCAUGUAUUAUUUUGGAACAUGCUGUCACUCUGCAGCCGCCUUCUACUCUUCUCCAUAAGAUUAGAAACCAAACAUACUUAGUCACAGAUUUUAACCUUUUUUUUUCCCUAUCCAAUUUAAACACUGGUAUGGUGAAAGAUUGAUAUUUAUUUUUGAGGGAUGGGUUCAAGCAAGCCUGAGGUAUUACACUCAGUUUAACUUUGUAAACUUUAGUUUAUGAUCCUACUGAGGGAGGGGGGAAAAGGGAUGGAUACUCUACCUGAAUUUUCUAGUAAAUGUUGACCAAAACAAAUUCACUCCCACCCUAUUCCAAAUUUCUCUUAACAUUUUUGCUGUGUACAUUAGUAUGGUUAGCUUCUCCUUAAGGAGCAAGCUCCAGAUGCAUGCUAUCCCUUGGAAAAGAGAUUUCCCCAAGAAUGAUCAAAGUGAAACUUGAAUAUGCUUCAACUGGAUUUAAAAAAAUUAAAUACCCCUGAAGGAUACAUCUAGCAACCCUAUCACCAAGCUAGAUGCAAUGCAGUCUGUUAAAUGUUAACAAAUGUGUACUAUGGAUAUUUGUUUUAAAUUGCUAUUUUGGAAGAGGGAAGUGGAAGCAACAAAUAACAAGAGUCUGUAUUUAGCACAGUACUCUUUCUUUCUAACUUCAUAUGUUAGGAAAAACAUAGUAUGAAGGAUUCCCCAUGGGGAAGUAAGUGAAUGUAGUGGGCAGCUUAAUUAUCUUCAGCUGGGCUCUUUUUGAUGCGUAUGUGGAAAAGCAAGACAACUUUUUGUGCUUUAGCAAAGCAACCUCAAAUUACAGGAAUGCACAAAAGAUGAGACUUUGAUUGAGGUUAUUUCCCCUAGGGGCUGUUACUGGCAACUGUAUUAAGGGUUUGCAGAAUUGGACACCGUUUAAUACCCAAUUUAAUUACCCUGAGUAGCCUGUUGAUUUUAAUGUAGUGUGCUACUUGGUGUGAGUAAAAAUGGUAGGUUAAUGGAAUCUGGGUUGAAUCUAAUUAUUGACUGUUGGAGGAAAAACAUCUUGCUGCAUAGAACUCCAGUGGGUCACUGAACAGCUCUUGGUAAACCAACAAUAAUUAGAUUAUCAGAUGGAACUGGUAAUUUACCAUACUCUUGAAAUAGCAAUUGAGACUGGUAGGUCUGUGGAUUUGAAUAGAUGCCAAGAUGUUUCACAGCAACUACUGUUCGUUAUCAGCUUUGUUUAGAUCUUGCACUUGGAGGGUAGAACACGGUGGAUCACAAUAUAGAGAUGAGCAUAUGAGCCAUGUUUGAAUAGUGUAGAUGACGGCCAUUACCGUAUGUGGCUGAGGCUUGGUUUUGGUAGUGUUGUGUCAAUGUGUGUAAAAGUUGCUGUUUCAAUGGGUUACUUCGUACAGAAAAACAUUCUUUUUUUAAAUGAUAAAUUCUUAGUACAUGAAAGAUUCUGUAAAAAUGGAAAUUCAAGUUCAUAAGUUAGUUAUUGGAGGUGUAAUGGGGGUAUACACGGUAUACAAAAAUGAAUAACUCUUUUUAUAUGGAGGGUAAACAGUAAAAAGCUUGGAUGCGUUUGCCCUAAAUCUAGAUGGAUACACUAGGAAGAGGAGGGGGAUAAAGAACUCAGGGAGCCUUUACCCCUUUGUAUACAGACAGAAUGGCUAUGGACCAAGAGCUUCUAUAUGCGUUUUCAGGGCCUGGCUGAAAUGCUCAGUUGGGCUCAGUGGCACACUUGGGGUAUGUGGUCUGCCAUCUUUGGGAUGUUAACCAGCACUAUCCCCUACUAACUCCGCAUACAUUUCCAUCAACAACUGGCAUUAGAGGGUUUGCUUACUGGCCCUUCUUGAUCUAGUUUUAAUGACUGUAUUACCACCUGCCUCUCACAGGUAGGCUGGCUCAGGGACCCUUUGCUUUACUGCCACUGCUUCAGUUCUUCUUACCCCUUCCCUAGAAUGCCUCACACAGUAAUAGGGCCAGAAGCAUAUAUCUUGCCUCCACCUAGAUAAACAGCAGCCUGCCUAGUACAGUCUCUUCCCUUGUUCCUUUGCCCCAGAUGAGUUCUUUUCUGCCAAGCCCACUUUACAUGUUUACUGCACAAUGCCCAGUGCCAUGUACACUCAUACUUAUGAUCAGUGAUAAAAUUUUAACCCUGUAACAUGUAAUAUUCCCAAAGAAUUAGAACUGUAUUAGGUCUAUGCUUUUAAAGACCAGUAGUUUCAGUGUAUUGGCAUGUUUGUGUAUUUUAGUAUUCAAAGUAUGAUCAGUUUACUUAGCUCUAUCUUUUUUAAAUUUCAAAUUUUUUCAUACUAAAAGUCCAUAUUACACUAGUUCUAAAAGUUUAUUUCCAAUGGGGAUCAAUCUAGUCCUGUCACUAUGUAGCUUCACAGAAAUAAGACCACCUAUUGUUGGAUUAAUUAUGGUAAAGUAGUGUUGUCAUAGUUGGAAACUCAGUUGAUAAAAUGGCUGUAUUCUCUCCGUGUCUUCAUAACGGAGUCCUAGUCUACACUAUAAACGUAGGUUGAUGAAAGCCACCUUUCGUAGACUUAAUAAUACAUGUGUCUACACUACAGUAGAACCUCAGAGUUAUGAACUGACUGGUUAACCACAUAUUUCAUUUGGAACCAGAAGUACCCAUUCAGGCAGCAGCAGAGACGUGAGGGGAGAGGGGGAAACCAUCCAGUACAGUACUGUUAAACAUAAACCACUAAAAAAAAUAAAGGGAAAGUUUAAAAAAAAAAAAAAAAACAACCCACGUUGAUGACAAGGUAAGGAAACUGUUUCUGUGCUUGUUUCAUUUGAAUUAAGAUGGUUAAAAGCAGCAUUUUUCUUCUGCAUAGUAGAGUUUCAAAGCUGUAUUAAGUCAACGUUCAGUUGUAAACUUGAAAGAACAACCAUCACAUUUUUUUCAGAGUUACAAACAACCUCCAUUCCCCAGGUGUUCAUAACUCUGAGGUUCUACUGUACCAUGUCCCUUCCACUGACCUAACUCGCCUGUAACGUCGACUUAAUUCACCUUCGUGAGAGGUGUAGCGCCCACAUUGUUGUUGGUGGGUCAGAGAGGCAGUGUAAACGCAGUGUUGUGUAAGUUGACUGAAUUGGCCUCCAGGAGGAGUCCCACAGUUCUCAGCUAUGAUUACUCUGGAGAUGGUUUUCAACUCUGCUGCUCAGCAGCCAGGUACACAGGAAACCGCCUCUCCCCUGUUAAAGACCCAGGAACUUUUGAAUUCCCGUUUCCUGUUUGAUCAAAGUGGAGAGCUCGCCAGCACAGCUGACCAUGGAGAGUCAAAGCUCCAAACGCGCUCCAGCCUGAAGUAAGGACACAGGAGGUGGUGGAUCUUACUGGUCUGCAAAGAAAAGAGUCGGUACAGGCACAGCUCUGAUCCAGCUGAAGAAACGUAGACCUCUACAAAAAGACUGCAUGGGACAUGAGGGAGAAGGGCUACACCAGGGACAUGUAGCAGUGCCACGUGAAAAUCAAAGAACUUUGGCAGGCGUACCAGAAGACAAGGGAGAUGAACAGUCAUUCUGAUUCUGCCCCACAGAUAUGCUGUUUCUACUAUGAGCUGCAUGCGAUUCUCAGUGGCAACUCCACCACUACCCACCUGCCAUAGCAUGGAUACCUCCCAGGAGUCUGAGUCCAGGGCCACCUCAGGUGAAAACAAGGAGGAUAUUCUGGAUGAUGAUGAGGCAAAUGGGAGGGAGGUGAGUGGGGGAUCCAUUCUCCUCAAGAGCCAGGAGCUGUUUUUAACCCCUGAGCAGUCCAGCUGGUUGCAGGACAGCAUGGUUGGUGAUUAUAUGCAAUUCCAAUCAAACUGUAGGGGUUACAUGCUGUUAUAUUUUUUUGUUUUAAUAUGAAGAAAAAGUGAGGUGCAGUGAGUAUCUGCCUCCCUGCUGCUUCAGUUAUAUAGAGGGUGCCCCUCCGCCCCCAGAAAAGACUGUUUAUGUGCAUAGGGAUGGCCUGGGAAUCCUCCAUGGAGAUCUCUAGGAAACUUUCAUGGAGGUACUCUGCAAUCCUUUGCAGAAGGCUUCUGCGGAGGGCUACCUUAUUUCUCCCUCCACGGUAGGACACUUUCCCAUGCUACUCCAGUAGCAACUGUGCUGGCAUCAUUGCAGCAGCAACAUGCAGACCUGGUCUGUACCCAAAUGUUUGCAGCAUUUGUUCCUGUGCCGCCUCUGUUUCCCUCAGGAAACUGAUAUUGCAUAGGGCCCACCUUGGGGUGGAAGUUUUUCAUUACAAGUGCUCAGACUGCAAACCAUAGAGCAUGUGAUAUUCUCUUCCCCCUCCCUACUGCCCCAUGGUGGUUUCUGGGUCCCUUGACCAUUGUUUCCCAAACAUGCUGGUGGUUUGGUUGGCAGGGAUUGGUGUUGACCUCAAUCUGCAAGCCCAAGGUGACUACUACCAGCAAUGUUAAGGUAAGAGGCUGGGUGGGCUUCCUGUGUUCCCUUGCGGCUGCAACCCUCUUUCUUCUCCCCCUCCCACUCCCCAAGCCGCUUUGGAAAAAGACCACAAUUUGGGAAGCUUAAAGCUGGUCCUUGGUCUCAAAGCAAUGUCUGUGUUCCUAAGACAGGGCAUUGUCCACCUACCCACCUGUGCUCCCAAUGUGGGUUUCCCACAAGUUGCAGCACAAGACCUGUUACCCAGGCUGCUGGGCCAUACUCACCAUGGCUGGAACAGCAAAUUGGUUCAUUGAACAGCCAGGGAUUCUGAUUAUUUUCUGGCUUGCACUUCAGUGUAAUAAGGGAAGUGAUAUUUAAAUGGCAACCUUGCACUACACCCAGGGUAUGCACUGACAAUGGUUGCCUUGUGCUUUGCAUGCCUUAUAGUGGAAAGUUUGGCCUUCAGCAUAUCCUCCACGCUGGCGGAAAGGCUUUAGAAGAUGGAAAAAAAAAUGCAUGAUAUGUCCAACGAGAUAAUAAUGCCUCUGGGACAGCUGACACGGAGCUAAGAACCUGGAGGAUUUCAUUGUUUGAAAAACUGGACAUAGCAACAGACAGAUGGAGAGCAUACCAGGAGCAUGAGUGUCCCAUGCAGGAUGAGAUGCUGCAGAUUAUGAAGGACCAAUUGGACACAUUGAGGCGUCUGAGCGUCAAGAAAAACAACUUGCAGCUAGAUUCCCUCUACAGCCCCUGUAGAAUGGCCUGCAAGCAAUGCCCUGUUUCCAAUACUCCUUCCCAAAUGUUUCAGGAAGUGGCAGGGGAAGGGGCAGUAUCCCUUCCACUCAACACUGGGGAGGGUGCUAAAGACAAAAGGCAGUCAUUCAAAGACCUUUAUUGGGCAAGACUUCCAUUUUUUUUCAGACACAAGCAGGCUUGGUUUCUCCCCUCCAAUUUUAUCACACAGUUGGCCCAAGGUAAAAUUAUUUUCCUGUGGGGGGUGUGUGUGUGUGUGCGCGCGC
This is a messenger RNA of Malaclemys terrapin pileata, 8583 nucleotides long. It is a transcript of the gene SLC5A3, whose product is annotated as solute carrier family 5 member 3. The record is from RefSeq and is a predicted model, not a curated record. Gene Ontology annotation, cellular component: plasma membrane. Gene Ontology annotation, biological process: inositol metabolic process; myo-inositol transport; transmembrane transport. Gene Ontology annotation, molecular function: D-glucose:sodium symporter activity. NCBI's taxonomy places the organism in Eukaryota, Metazoa, Chordata, Testudines, Emydidae. Bases 538 to 2679 code for a protein of 713 amino acids. The transcript has 3 exons.